This is a messenger RNA of Elephantulus edwardii (Cape elephant shrew), 1379 nucleotides long. RefSeq names its product organic solute carrier partner 1 (gene OSCP1). Gene Ontology annotation, cellular component: plasma membrane; cytoplasm. Lineage: Eukaryota; Metazoa; Chordata; Mammalia; Macroscelidea; Macroscelididae. The record is from RefSeq and is a predicted model, not a curated record. Bases 11 to 1150 code for a protein of 379 amino acids. The transcript has 10 exons. Gene Ontology annotation, biological process: transport.
UUCCGGCACCAUGUCGGUGAGAACGCUGCCGCUCCUCUUUUUGAACUUGGGCGGGGAGAUGCUUUACAUCCUAGACCAGCGGCUGCGGGCCCAGAACAUCCCGGCAGACAAGGCCCGCAAAGUUCUGAAUGACAUCAUCUCUACCAUGUUCAAUAGAAAGUUCAUGGAAGAAUUGUUCAAACCCCAAGAGCUCUAUUCCAAGAAGGCCUUAAGAACCGUGUAUGACCGCCUGGCUCAUGCUUCCAUUAUGAGACUGAACCAGGCCAGCAUGGAUAAGCUCUAUGACCUGAUGACUAUGGCUUUCAAAUAUCAAGUAUUGCUGUGUCCUCGUCCCAAGGAUGUGCUGCUGGUUACUUUCAAUCAUUUAGAUGCCAUCAAGGAAUUCAUCCAAGACUCCCCAACUAUCCUGAAUCAAGUGGAUGAGACUUUCCGGCUGCUGAUUGACGUGUAUGGGAGUCUCUCUGCUGGGGAGUUCCAGCUGAUCCGGCAGACGCUCCUUACCUUCUUCCAGGACCUGCACAUUCGAGUGUCAAUAUUUCUAAAGGACAAAGUUCAAAAUUCGAAUGGUCGCUUUGUGUUGCCAAUUUCUGGGCCUGUUCCCUGGGGAACUGAAGUUCCUGGCCUCAUCAGAAUGUUCAACAAGAAAGGCAAAGAAGUGAAGAGGAUUCAGUUCCACCAUGGUGGGAACUACACUACUGCAUCCAAAGAAGGUUCUUUUGAGCUUUAUGGAGACCGAGUCCUAAAACUGGGAACUAAUAUGUACAGUGUGAAUCGACCUGUAGAAACACAUAUGUCUGGAACAUCAAAGAACUUAGCUUCACGGACAGAGGAAAGUAUUACUCCCAACCCUCUUGCUAAAGAAGAGCUGAACUUCUUGGCCCGGCUGAUGGGAGGAAUGGAGUGUAAGAACCCCAGUGGCCCUGAGCCAGGAUUCCGUCUGAAUCUCUUUACUACUGAUGAAGAAGAGGAACAAGCAGCUUUAACCAGGCCAGAAGAGUUAUCCUAUGAAGUUAUCAACAUACAAGCUACCCAGGACCAGCAAAGGAGAGAAGAGCUGACUCGGAUCAUGGGGGAGUUUGAGAUCACAGAGCAGCCACGACAGAGCACCAACAAAGGAGAUGACUUGCUCGCCAUGAUGGAUGAGUUGUAGUGGGGCUGGCCGGGCUCCCCCUCAGCCGGCUUGGGACAGGCUGUCUGCUGACCACUCCUGGGGAAGGCCCCAGGGUCCUAAAUGAUGCUGCUAGUUUUCUACCAAGUGAAGCCAUUACCUCCUGUUCUUGUUUACGUUGUUGUGAACAGUGUAAGUGUCUGUUGGGAAGCACAGUCUUUUGAAGGCACACAUAUAUUUUCAGCAAAAUAGAUUCUGGCUUUGAAGCUGG